AUGGGCACUGACUUCACGCACAGCUUUGCAGUCGGAUGGGGCUACGUAGCACCUGGUGUCGUGUCGAGCACGGCGACGAAAUGGUACGGCAUCUCAUUCCAAGAACUCAACAACCUCAGCAUCGUCUCUUCACUGGUCUUCCUCAUCCCAGCACCUUUCACAAUCUGGACUCUAAACCGCUAUGGUCCUAAGAUGUGUAUCAUCAUCGCCUGCGUGUUGACGGUGAUCGGAAACUGGGUCAUAUUUGCCGGAGCAGCAACGAAGAACUUCCCCGUCAACAUCGCCGGAAAUGUCAUCCACUCCUUAGCUUCACCAUUCAUCAUAGCGUCACCCACGAGAUAUAGUCGACAGUGGUUCGGUGACAAAGGCAGAACACUAGCCACCGCCCUUCCAUAUCAUGAUAAUAUUGCUCGUGGCUGA
Molecule: messenger RNA, 420 nt
Organism: Pseudocercospora fijiensis CIRAD86
Lineage: Eukaryota; Fungi; Ascomycota; Dothideomycetes; Mycosphaerellales; Mycosphaerellaceae
Exons: 1
Coding region: 1-420 (139 amino acids)
Biological process (GO): transmembrane transport
Cellular component (GO): membrane
Molecular function (GO): transmembrane transporter activity
Source: RefSeq, a predicted model, not a curated record